AUGCAUCUUAAUACGUCACAUCACCGUCGUUUCCAUUGUUCCCUUCCAAUUGUUGUCAUUGCAAUUCUAAUCUUUUCCAAAUUCCCAACAUUUUGUGUGGCAUAUGACACAUCUUUGACCCAUUUGGAGGAUCCAGCAAGAAAAUUAUACCUUUUCGAUAGUUAUACAGAGAAGGACGGGACCCUUUUGAUCCAGUUUGCCCAUUAUAAUAACCUUGACCAAACAUGCAUUGAUCCCGAAAUAAAUUUAAGAAUUGUAUUUCCGGAUGGGACCGUCAAGUCGUUGGAGUUCACUGAUCAAGUUCCAGAUUAUAAUUUUUGCAUGUUGGAAAAAGUUUUCAUGAAUUAUUUUAUCAAUAAACAUCUGAUCCUCAUAACAUAUUUUAACGGAACGGAUGAAGCGACAACUAUACAUACAGGAAUGGUAAUUGAUUUGGAUGGAAAUAUUUUGCAGUUCAUUGAGUUGGGAAUUGGAAUUGGAAAUGUUAAUCGUAAUAUUAACGAAGAAACUGGAUUUAUGUGGACUCGUCUUGUAAAUGGUACUGCAAUCGCAUGGUCACGAUUUGCACCGAUGCCUUCCAACCCUAAACAAAUCAUAAAGAUUGGAUCGGGUUUUUUCUCAACUCCCAAUCCGUCAUCGAUCAUUAGAUCGUACGAUAUGUUUAGCUCAAGCGAUGGUGGUAACGGUCUCAUCCUUGUGACCAAACCUUUAAAAACUUCCAAUGAUCCCGUCUCGGACCCGGCUUGGGAAGUUUACGCGAUUUUUAUGGAUAAAACCGCAUCGGAAAUCAGCGCACCGUAUUUAAUCUAUCAAUCACCGAUCGAUUGGUUUAACGUGGAAUUUGGUUUUUGUCGGAAAACAGCAAAUGGUCAAGGUUAUAAUUGUUUAAUGUUUAUUGAAACGGUAGAUGCUCCGAAACAACCACCGCUGCCUAAAGCAAAAGAAGUGACAAAUGUUCAAACGACUUCGAUGCGUUAUCGAUUAACAUUUUUAACCAGCGGUUCUGUAACAAGUAUUAAAAAGUUAGAUAUGGGCAAGCGACCUCCUAAUGAAAAGGUUGACACCUUUAACGUUUUAUUUGAUGGAGGAUUUCUGGUUACUUAUGAUCUGGGUGAUAAUAAAAAAAAUGGAAUGUUUUUAACGCAGGAUGGUGAAUAUGACGGGGAAUGGGAAGGUUUUAAUGGUGAUAUCAUUCAUUAUGCAUAUAUUGAAAGUAAUGAUACGAUGUGGGGAAUGUUUUACCAAGUGGAUGCUGCUAGCUGGACCAUAAUGACCAAUCCUUUACAAUAUAAACACAGAAAUCCAAAUAUCCUUGAAACGACGCCCACUGACAUGACCAUAGGAUCCAAAAGUUUAGAUAGUAUCUCAAUACAAUACGAUAAACCCAUAUUGUUUUCGUCCGGAAACAUCUCAAUUUAUCAGGUUAUUGAUAAUUUGAAUGACUUAUUACGCCAAUCAUAUUCCGGAAUAUCUGGAUACGCUUCAAUUUCAGACAACACAACAGUGAACAUCGAAGUAUUUCCAAGCACUUUUAAUAAUCCAAGCGCAAGUUAUUUCGUCACAAUUGACGAUAACUUUGUCAGCUCUAAAAAAUUCAACGAGGCGAUAAUGGGAAUCAACAAGAGAAUUUGGUUUUUAAAUACAUCCAUGCAAGAACCUGAUCCGUGCAAAUGUAAGUUAAGAGAUGAUUUAUAUCUAGCGAAUCAACUUGGUCGUAAUUCUUAUAUUGAAUUUCUAUUAUUAUCAGCAUCGGCUUCUGUAUUAUUGAGGUUUAAUGCCGUUGGAACAAAAUAUCUUAAAUAUCUCGAUUCGGAUGAAGUUAGCAUCUUUUAUAAUGAACUAAUGAAUGAAUUUUCUGAAAUCAUUCCUAUCGAAAGAUCUAGGUUAUCUGAUACGGGAAAAUUUCAAAAUGAUCCCUUUGAUUCUAAUAAUUUUGUUCUCAUGCAAGUGAGAAUAUUACAACCAGAUGAAAGAACAAAACCGUGUGCUAAAGACAUUGUGGGUGUCUUGGACUCUUUAGUUAAAAAUAAAUAUUCCACCCUUAUAUCGCGAUUUCCUCUAUCUAGCAUGUUGGAUGAAAAAUAUGGUGUUGUGUUAACGCCCGAGGGAUGGAGUCUUCAAAUGAAAAUGGGUUUAAUAUUUAUCUUAGGUGGAGCCUUAUUGGUUACUAUUGUAUUCUUUAUAUUUAGACAUCGAAAUCCUAAUUCAGCUUCCUCAUUAUACAUACCAAGUAUUUUGUUUUUAAUCGGACCAACCGGUUUCAACGCCAUUCUCGCAUUAUACAUCAUAUUAAAAGAACAAUCUACAAAUGAAUCAUUUAGAAAGUGGUUCAUGACUAAUACAAAAGUUGUAUCAUUAUUGACGAUUCUGGCUUCAGCCGAUGUAGGAGUCUUAAAUAUUAUUACGUCCAAAUUAGCGGGCUUGUCUUAUUUUUGUGCACCAAUGUCAAAGGAAGCCGAAAUUAAAGUAUUUUGGGGAAGUUUUAUUAAUAUAUUUCUUGAAGAUGUACCGCAAUUUGUCAUUAGAAUUAUAUAUUUACAACAAAAUAGUAUCAUUUACGAUCCAAUUCCGGUAAUUGCUCUAAUAUCCGCUGGCAUUUCAAUAUUAUUUAGUCUUAUUGGGAGAGGAUUUGAUGCAUUAUUUUAUAAAAUUCCUUUCUCUGAAAGAUCAGGGACCGGCAAGAAAUUUAAAAAUGAUGAAAAUUUUUCAAGUGUCGAUGAUAAUUUAAGUAAGUCAUCUAAUUGUAAGAAAAAUGCCUCAUCAAAUGAAGUUAGUAACAAUGUUAUAAGGAGAGUUGUAGUAUCCGAUGAUGAUAGUGAUAUAAAAGUUGAAAUACCAGAUGAAUAUAAUAAUGAUAUGAAAGAAAUUGAAAUAAUCGAUGAUAAUAAUGAUAUGAAAGAAGUUAAAAGAAUCGAUGAUAAUGAUAAUGUUACAAAAGAUGAUAAUAUAAAAGGUGUUGAAAUACCUGACGAUAAUGAUAAGGAAGUUGAAACGCACGAUGUUAAUAAUAAUGAUAUAAAGGAUGAUACAGAUAUUGUAUCAAAAUGA
Funneliformis mosseae is the source of this 3048-nucleotide messenger RNA. NCBI's taxonomy places the organism in Eukaryota, Fungi, Glomeromycota, Glomeromycetes, Glomerales, Glomeraceae. The record is from the annotation of a GenBank genome assembly.